ACAAACCGUGUAUAGCCGCGAGAAAACGGAUCUCACCAAUGUCUGGGGGGUGAAGACCCAGCCACACACCUCAGGAAAAUCAGCUAAAAGCAUUUCGACUUGAACAGAAGGUGGUGCUGUGGCGGGUAAGCAUCGUGGCUGCUUGAAGCACGAAUGGUUCCUGCGGUUGAUUGUCGGCCCGCCAUGCAGGGCAACAGCUGGGGACAGCAACGUACGCUACGUCGUCACAACACAACCUCACAUCCACACAUUUGCGCGCCAUGCUCGUCUCUCUCACUGUCGGCAAGGUCGACGCCGGUGUCGCGGUGCUUCUGACCGAAGACAAGCGCCUCAUCGAGUUCCCCUCCAUUCUCCUGCCGCCGGACAUUUCCUCGGGCAGCAUAGUCGACAUCGACGUAGCGCGCAACAUCAAGGCCGAGACCGAUGCCGCGACUGCCUUCUACGAGCUCCAGUCUGAGAUCUUCCGCACAUUCGGCCAGAGCACUCCCUCAGCACCUGUCCUCCGCUGUCGCAAUGCCACCCAGACCUCAGUCGUCCUGGAAUGGGACCCCGUAGACGUUGCAACCGCCGAGCUGCGCAGCCUCACCCUGUACCGCAAUGGCAACAAGGCGGGCACCAUCCCCAACCCCAAGGAGGUCCACAGCACGAAGCUCAGUGGACUGGGUGUCGAUACUGAAUACGUCUUCCAUCUGGUGCUCAAGACCAGCGCGGGUACAUUCAGCAGCGAGAAGCUCACAGUCCAAACACACAAGAUGACAGAUCUGUCUGGCAUCACAAUCACACCCGGCCACAUGCCUUCCGCUCUCCGCUCGUCGCUGCAGCGCUCUGUUGAGAGAAUUGGCGCCAAGAUCGCGGACACAGUCCGCAUCGACACCACACAUUUCGUCUGCACAGAGGGGCGAGGGCCGGCAUGGGAGAAGGCUGUGGAGAACAACAUCCCCGUCGUGGUGCCAGACUGGGUCAUUGGCUGCGAGAGAGAUGGCAGGAUUGUGGGCGUUAGAGGUUACUACCUGAACGCCGACCCACGGCUACGGACAGUCAGUCAAGGGGGUCCAGCACCACAGCAACAACCGCAGCAGCAGCAAGCACAACCCCAGCAAGCACAGCCGCAGCCACCACAGCCACCCCAGCCCAGAAGUCCAAUUCAGAGCCCGCGAACAGAAGUCACACCGCCCACCCCCGAGCGACCUACACGAGAACGCGAAUCAGACAGCGCAGCACCCCCUCCACCACCGCCGAAAGAUGAUGCGAGCGAGCGAAGCGUGUCACCCGCGCCAGAGCCGAAGACCCAGUCAGAACAAGACGAGCAGAAGGCCAAGCCUGAGGAUCUGAAGUCACAGCCAGGGAAAGGAGAUGAGGAGGUAGUAGACUCAGAGGACGAGCAGCCCGUAGGCGGUGAUGUGAAAGAGGUCGAGGCGGGCUUGCCGAGCAGACCAAAGGCAACGGUCGAGGACGACGAGGAUGGGGACGAUGGGGACGAUGGGGCGAGCUUUCAGGAGGUGGCAUUGUGAGCGCGUAUGGGUGCACGAUUGACAAACUUGAAUGGAGCAUGGCAUGCGUGCGAGCGAGUCAUGAGUUUUGGUUCAAGCCAGCAACAAUGAUGAUGAUGAUGUACCAAGUCAUGGAUCUCGUCGCCAUACAGCUUCAACUCUGAUCCAACAGCAUGCUGAUGGUUAUAGUGCUGUACCCCUUGGGGCUGCCAGCCGAGGGUGAGUAACGCCGGUCCUUACCACUAGGCUUAUCGGCUAGUCAGAACAAGCCGUGUGCGAGUGUCAACAGCGCCUUCCCUGGAUAUCUA
Messenger RNA from Macroventuria anomochaeta, 1798 nucleotides. RefSeq lists its product as uncharacterized. Gene Ontology annotation, biological process: Golgi to plasma membrane transport; conjugation with cellular fusion. Gene Ontology annotation, cellular component: trans-Golgi network; exomer complex. The transcript is spliced from 2 exons. Bases 261 to 1511 code for a protein of 416 amino acids. The record is from RefSeq and is a predicted model, not a curated record. Gene Ontology annotation, molecular function: protein dimerization activity. NCBI's taxonomy places the organism in Eukaryota, Fungi, Ascomycota, Dothideomycetes, Pleosporales, Didymellaceae.